Messenger RNA from Dendrobium catenatum, 1218 nucleotides. RefSeq names its product ras-related protein RABE1c. The record is from RefSeq and is a predicted model, not a curated record. Lineage: Eukaryota; Viridiplantae; Streptophyta; Magnoliopsida; Asparagales; Orchidaceae. The transcript has 9 exons. Gene Ontology annotation, molecular function: GTP binding; GTPase activity. Gene Ontology annotation, biological process: regulation of exocytosis; protein secretion. Bases 305 to 955 code for a protein of 216 amino acids. Gene Ontology annotation, cellular component: plasma membrane.
AGCCCAUCCAGGCAGAGAGGGAGACAGAGAAUCAGAAAUGGCCAGGGGCGCACAGCUCGCGGGCGAGUCUCUUUUCUCUGGACUGUAUUUCCUUUUAUAACCGAGAACUUCAUUGGACUCAUUUGUCCUCCCUCUCUCAAUCUCUCUUCCGAAGCUUUUCAAUUGCCGACCCACAUCGAUUGACCCUUUCUGCACUUCAUAAUUGCUUGCAAUCUGAAGCGGAUCUGAGGUUUUCCAAAGGGAAAUACGGUUCUUAGCGCGUUGACCGGUGUGUUUCUCCUGCAACGCUUCGUACGAUUCUUCCAUGGCUGCUCCACCUGCUAGGGCUCGGGCGGAUUACGAUUAUCUCAUAAAGCUCCUUCUGAUUGGCGAUAGCGGCGUCGGCAAGAGUUGCUUGCUUUUACGGUUCUCUGAUGGCUCCUUCACCACUAGUUUCAUUACCACAAUCGGUAUUGAUUUUAAAAUCAGAACAAUUGAGCUAGAUGGCAAACGUAUUAAACUACAAAUCUGGGAUACUGCUGGCCAGGAGCGUUUUAGAACUAUUACUACAGCUUACUAUCGAGGUGCCAUGGGUAUUUUACUCGUCUAUGAUGUAACUGACGAGUCAUCCUUCAACAAUAUUAGGAAUUGGAUCCGAAACAUUGAACAACAUGCCUCUGAUAACGUUAACAAAAUUCUAGUUGGUAAUAAGGCUGACAUGGAUGAAAGCAAAAGGGCUGUACCGACUUCAAAGGGACAAGCUCUUGCAGAUGAAUAUGGCAUCAAGUUCUUUGAAACUAGUGCAAAAACAAAUCUAAACGUGGAGCAAGUUUUCUUUUCAAUUGCCAGAGACAUCAAGCAGAGGCUUGCAGAAUCCGAUAACAAACCUGAGGAACGGACAAUUAAGAUAAACAAACCCGAACAAACUGCAGGUGAAAACAAAGCUCCGGAGAGAUCGGCCUGCUGUGGUUCUUAAGAAGAGGUCAGAGAAGGUGACUUCUGGGUUGGUAUCAAAUAUUAUUUCGAACUAAUUCGAGUCUUAUAUAGGUAGUGAAUGUGAUGAUGAUCUGAUGGAUGAUGUGUAUUUUUAAUACCAUACUAUCAUUCUUUACAACUUUAUUUUUCUCUCGUGUGGAAUGUAGUUAUUUUCUGUGGUGGAGAAGUGUUAUUAUAUUGACCUAUUUGUCCCCUUUAAUCACAGGGCCUCGUGCUCCUUUUCAUUUGGUUGCUUUAUGAUAA